GUCUUUGCUGCGGGGCUUAAAGCAGUCUUCAAGAGAGACGCUUGCACACACAAUGUUAGUGUAGACUCUGGACCCCUAUAGAGUUUUACUGCCUUUCUACAUUGUCUCAGCCAUUGCGUUUUUCCAAACUAUGACUGGAGUAUUCGACAGAAGGAUUCCGAGUAUUAAAUCUGCAGAUUUUCAAAACCCUUUUCAGCUCUCCACAAUGCAUCAUCCAUCACAGGAAUCUCCUACCUUACCGGAGUCGACAGCCACGGAUUCUGGCUAUUACAGCCCUGCUGGAGGAGUUCAUCAUGGCUAUUGUUCACCGAACUCUGGCUCGUAUGGGAAACCUCUUAAUGCCUAUCAGUACCAAUACCACGGAGUCAAUGGAUCUUCUGGAAAUUACCCUGCAAAAUCCUACCCUGAUUACAGCUCGUACUCCACAGCUUAUCACCAAUACGCCGGAACAUUCAACAGGGUGCAGUCACAAUCAAGCCCGCAAGAAAAAGAGACAGCGGAGCCCGAAGUGAGGAUGGUCAACGGAAAACCCAAGAAAGUUCGUAAGCCCCGCACCAUCUAUUCCAGUUUUCAGCUCGCUGCUCUACAGAGACGGUUUCAGAACACGCAAUACCUCGCGCUUCCAGAAAGAGCCGAGCUCGCGGCAUCACUGGGACUCACACAGACACAGGUGAAAAUCUGGUUCCAGAAUAAGAGAUCGAAACUAAAGAAGAUCAUGAAAAACGGCGAGUUGCCACCAGAACACAGUCCCAGCUCCAGUGACCCUAUGGCGUGUAAUUCGCCGCAGUCUCCCGCAGUGUGGGACUCACAGGGUUCUCAGAGACCUCACCAUCAGCCGCAGAAUAUUAACACAGCGGUAUCCACGUUUCUGGACAACACCAGCUCUUCCUGGUAUACAUCCACCGGGGCGAUGAAUUCUCAUCUUCAGGCACCCGGCACGUUACAGCACUCAUUGGCACUCGGACCAGGAACGUUGUACUGAAAUAUGUCUAUUAUUUUGUUGUAUAUCGGACUGGUGUUAACAAUUUUUUUUUUUUUUUUUUUUUUUAAGGAAUAUGCAAUGUAUUGAUAUGGCAGUCCUAGAAGAACGUGUAUAAUGUGUAAAUGUGUGCAUGUAAUUUAUUGCAUUUGGAAGAAUUAUUAAAUGUUAUAAAUGGACAAUGGACCCAAACACUCUCAAUGGUGCCUUGAAUUUUAACCUCAACGCGUACAUCCGACGAUGUGCCAAAAUAUUAAGGACAACCCCAAAUAAAUGUGUUUUUUUGUUUAAUUAUGUAAGAUUUUGUCUUCUUUAAAUUAGAUUUGUAACUCAACACAGAUUAAUGCGCCGAGCACUUUGGUUUGUCGCUGUUAAUUAGAAUUUUCUGGGAUUUCUAACAGGACUUACAUUAAAGUUACAGGCCUAAAAUGGACUCAACGAUAUUAUGAUUUUAGAACCAUGUUCUUGAGUCACUAUUAAGUAAAUAGAAAAGAAAUUAGAAACUAAUCUAUAAUUUAGAAAAAUAAAAAGGUUUGCUUCAGUCUUGGUGCUCAGUUUUUCAGUUGAAAUUUUGCAAAGCCUUUCAGAAUUGUGCAGCCCAUUUAUUUACACUUUACAGGGUGGUGUAUUUAGAUAUUAUUAUUAUUAGCCUGUUAUUAUUAUUAGCUGAUUUCAAAAGCGUUUAAAAUAUUUUUUUGCUGGGACUGACUAUUUUAUCUAAGUCUACAUCUGGAUUAGAACCACCCCUUUCGAGUGAAAAAUUUGGUUGAUGGUCUGGCAAACAGUGUGCUCUGCCUUGCUGUCUUUGUGUCCCUUACAAUUAGUAGCUUUGAAUGGAAGUGAGGAGGCGAAGGGACGGCACAGAAAUCUGAGGCAGUCCGCAUGCCUGUGGGGGCAAACCGGCUCCAGCGACCACAACCCACCCCUGACAGAUCCUCCUCCUGGAAAAAUUCUGAACAUCUCAUUAAAACCAGUGCUAGCUGUACAGCUGACUGCCACGGUUAAAUCGUGAAUAAGGUCACAGGGCUAUUUUAUUUAUUUUUUAU
This is a messenger RNA of Myxocyprinus asiaticus (Chinese sucker), 2025 nucleotides long. Its product is annotated as homeobox protein Dlx5a-like. NCBI's taxonomy places the organism in Eukaryota, Metazoa, Chordata, Actinopteri, Cypriniformes, Catostomidae. The coding region runs from base 131 to 982 and encodes 283 amino acids. Gene Ontology annotation, biological process: regulation of transcription by RNA polymerase II; cell differentiation; anatomical structure formation involved in morphogenesis. The transcript is spliced from 3 exons. The record is from RefSeq and is a predicted model, not a curated record. Gene Ontology annotation, molecular function: DNA-binding transcription factor activity, RNA polymerase II-specific; RNA polymerase II cis-regulatory region sequence-specific DNA binding.